AUGGCGGUGGCGGUGAAGAAGCGCCGCGUGUCCGGGGCGACACAUACCCCAGCCGCCUCGGUGACGGGGAGUCUUUCUGCGCUCCAUGUGGCAACCGCGGGCAGCGUGACGGGCCCGGUGGAAGCUGUUGUGGUUGCUUGCGGGGAGUUGCGCGGCGGCAAGGUUCCGGUCAUGGACUUCGUGGUGGCGGACAUGUCGACGUUGAUGGUGGUCGUGCUUCUCAGCUGCGUUGUGGAAAG
Molecule: messenger RNA, 239 nt
Organism: Effrenium voratum
Lineage: Eukaryota; Dinophyceae; Suessiales; Symbiodiniaceae
Source: the annotation of a GenBank genome assembly